Necator americanus (New World hookworm) is the source of this 1485-nucleotide messenger RNA. RefSeq lists its product as uncharacterized. Gene Ontology annotation, molecular function: transmembrane transporter activity. Bases 1 to 1485 code for a protein of 494 amino acids. The record is from RefSeq and is a predicted model, not a curated record. The transcript has 15 exons. Gene Ontology annotation, cellular component: membrane. Lineage: Eukaryota; Metazoa; Nematoda; Chromadorea; Rhabditida; Ancylostomatidae. Gene Ontology annotation, biological process: transmembrane transport; monoatomic anion transport.
AUGCGGAGCAAUCUGAAUAUGGCGAUGGUUUGUAUGCUGAACGAAACCGCAAUAGCUGAGGUACGAGUGAGGAACGCAAGUCACGAGGGAAAAUGUGAAGUGCUCAAAUUCGGCAACGAGCACGUCUAUGAAUAUAAUGGCGAACUCACAUGGACAUCACAACAACGAGCCGUUAUAUUCGCUUCUUUCUAUGCCGGAGGUCUCAUUGCUACCUUAGUGACAGAGACAAGUCUGCUACCAAUUUAUCGAUCCCGGAGAGAUGAAAGACUUGACUGGCAUUACCCCGACUUCGAACCAACGAUCGAUCAUACGAAGCUGAAUCGAUAUAUGGGAGCAAAGCGACUGGUACUUCAUGGCGCCAUCAUAAAUGUUCUGGGCACAUUCGCAACGCCGCCAGUCGCAGUCUAUCUAGGAACGAUUCCGAUGGUUAUGCUGCGAUUUGUAAUGGGGUUUGGACAGGGCCUCCUCUGGCCGUGCAUGAGCGUUCUUGUUGGACAUUGGUUCCCACCAACAGAGAAAAGCACAGCGCUGGCAAUUGCCACCACUGGAAAUCAGCUUUCCGUUGUGAUUGCGAUGUUUGCAACAGCGGAGUUAUGUCAACUACCGUUCUUUGGCGGUUGGCCGAUGGCUUUUCACACUUACGGUAUUCUCGGCGUGCUCUUGUGCAUUUUAUGGCAGACUUUUGUCGAUGAUGUGCCAGCGAAUGCUCUUGGCAUAACAGAUGAAGAGGUCCAAGUUAUAACCAACACAGGUGCUCGUAAACCUCGUGUUCAGAAAGCUAAUUGGGCACAACUGCUCUCUUCGGCGGUAGUUUGGUCUACGGCUGGAAGUGCUUUCGCCCACAACUUUAUAACUGUUGGAACUGUGACUUAUCUCCCACUCUACUACAAAACUGUAUUAAAUAUGAGUCUAACUUCUAAUGGGAUCCUUUCUGCCCUACCAUUCGUAUGUCAGUUCAUUUCAAAGAUCAUCUACGCGGGGUUCGCAGACGAGUCGAAGAAGAGAGGCUGGAUUAGCUUCACUAAUGUGACGAAAGCAUGCAAUUCCAGCGCAUCCUUCGGGCUCGCUCUUUGCUUCGCCUUGUUAUGUUUCUGCGAUUGUUCGCAUCGAAUCACUGCUGUAGUGUUGAUCUGUCUGGCAAUGGCAUUCGUCUCAGGUUACAUUCCUGGCUAUAAUACGAGCGUAGUCUCCAUCGCUCCGUCUCAAACAGCAGCAAUCGCGUCAUUCAGUAGAAUUUGGGCACAGAUCGCGUCUUCACUUGCUCCAUAUGAAAUCGGCGCCCUUACGAAGACAGGAACACUGGAAGAAUGGCGAAUUGUAUUUAUUACCAUAGUAAUUAUAUGCUUAAUAACGGGACUGUUCUUCCAAGUGUCAGGCUCAGCCGAUGUACAGUCUUGGGAUUCGUCACCCACUGAGGACCCGAAAGAAGAGUUGAUCGAAAAGACUCCGGAUGUUGCUGAGUCAAAAAUGAACGACAACAGCUAG